UACGGGGGCAUUGGGGCACAGUGGCAAAUUGCUAUCUAGUAACAUUGCAAAAAGAAGUGGUUCACUUACACAAAAAAANGUAGCAUUUAAUAUAUAAUGAGCAGUAUGUUUCAGCUUGUUCAUAAAUUUCUCCUGUCUAAUGGUAAGUUCUAAAACAAGUCAUAGUGAACUUUUUCAUGAUUUUGGUCCCUAAAUCAUAAACUUUUUUUUUGUCUUGUGUAUCUUGAUUUUUCUGUGUGCUUUAUAGUGAAGCAGCCGACACGAGUCGCUUGUUCAUAAAACAUCUUUUGAAAAGUUGAGAGCACAACCCCUGGAGAACCGACUGUGCUUGCUUACGUUUGGUUCAUGACUAAAAAAUCGAGUACAGGAGUCAUUCCUGAUGAGGCUAAGGCUUUGUCUCUCUUGGCACCGGCUAACGCUGUGGCAGGUUUGCUGCCUGGAGCAGGACUUUUACCCACACCAAAUCCACUGACAUCAGGAUUUGUCUUUUUUAACCAGCUGGCCGGUGUGCCUUUGGCUGCUACACUGGGAAAUGUUAAUCCUGGGCUCGACCCUACCCUUGCUGCUCUCGGACUGCCAGGAUCCAACUUGAAUUCACAGGUUACAGCGGAUCAGCUUCUAAAACUCAUCACUCAAGUUGAUCCAAAGUUAAACCAUGCUGCUGGCACCAUCGUGAGUCCAGCUCUCAAGUCUGACACCUCCUCGAAGGACAUUGAAGAAGCAAUGAAGAGAGUCAAAGAAGCACAGUCACUGAUCUCAGCAGCCAUAGAGACAGACAAAAAGGAGGAGAAAAGGAAGCACUCGAGAUCCAGAUCGCGUUCACGCAGGCGAAGGACUCGGUCCCGAUCAAGACACAGGCGUUCUAGGAGCAGGUCUAGACGUCGUUCACACUCGAAGUCCAGGAGCAGACGGCGAUCACGAAGCCCGAGGCGACGGAGGUCCCGUUCCAGGGAACGGAGGAGAUCCCGAAGCAUAUCCAAACCUAGGGAGAAAAAGAAGGAGGAAAAGAAAAGAUCCAAAACUCCCCCCAAAAGCUACAGCACAACCAGACGCUCCCGGAGCACAAGCAGUUUCCCCAUUGGCUUUGGCAGAGAGCGAAGGCGGAGAAGAAGCCGGAGUAUCUCCAGGUCCCCGAAGAAAUCACGGUCACCAAAGCGUAAACUGUCCCGGUCACCGUCUCCCCGAAGGCACAAGAAAGAAAAGAAGAAGGACAAAGACCGAGACCGGAGCAGGGACGCGGAUGAGAGGGAACGAUCCACUAGCAAAAAGAAGAAGAGCAAAGACAAAGAGCGAGAGAAGGAAAGGGAAAAAAAGGCAGAGAGUGAAAAGGGAGAUGUAAAGGUUACAAGAGAUUAUGAUGAAGAGGAACAAGGCUACGACAGUGAAAAAGAGAGAAAGGAGGAGCGGAGGAGGGGUUCUGACUCGGGGAUGUCACCUAAACUGAAAGAGUUAGCGCAAGGAAGUGAUAAGGCCAACACAGAGAGUGGAAGAGAAUCAAAGGUCAAUGGUGACGACCAUCAUGAGGAAGACAUGGACAUGAGUGAAUAAAUUUAGUAGGAGCUGAUUUAUAUAUUCCUAAUGUCAAGUGAUUCUCUUUUUAGCAGUGCUUUCUCUCUCUCUCUCUCUCUGUCGGGAUUAAAGUGUCGCUCGCCCUUCCUUCUAUUAUAUUUUCUACAGUUACAGAAGGCGGUGGCACUGACAUCUACAUGCCUUGUUUGACACAGUUUGUGUAAGAGGGUGGACAGGCGACUUGGUUCAGGAAUAUCGACAGAGUUUCUGGUAACAUCGGUUUGGUGUGACAGGAAAAGAAGGCUUUUCUGAAAUGUUUAAUGCAGGGAUAUAUAUCCUUUUUUUUGAUAAGAAUAGGAACCUCAGUCGUGUAAUUUGUCUGGAGAAUCCACCAAUACUGAUGUAGAUAGUUAUCUAUCCUCAGCCUUGUGAUCUUAGAGAUUGAGUUAAUGUAGUUCCUGUUUCUUUGGCUUUUCUUAGUUAAGUGGCGUUUUGUCUGCUUUUUGUAUGUAGCUCUACUGGAUAAUGUACUUCAAUAUUCCCUGAUUACUCGUGUUAUCGCCUGCCCACUGCUCUCUCAAACCCCCAGGGCAAGUGCACAAACUGGACUUCACGUACAAAAUAUUGAGGCAAAAUUAGUUUUCUUUUCCUGGAUACUGGCAAGUUACGAAAAUGUCUUUGUCAGUUUGUAGUGGGCUGCAGUAAGUGCCAUGGUCUUGUACAGUUUGACAAUGAAUUUCUGUUUUACAUGUGGACAGCUUUGAUAAUAAAAGCUAUUUUAAAAGCCUUGUUCAGAGGAUUCUGCUUGUUCAUUUUCGUCAAGCUGUUUUUUAGCUAGAUCUCCGCACGCAGAGUGUUGGAUGUUUUGACAAAAAAAAAAGGCCCGAGUUAAAAUGUAAGAGACGUUUUGUGAUACAAGAUUAAUUGUAGAAACUGCUGUGAAAGAUGAAUUGAACAAUUUUCAUGUUUAAAACCAGUUAUAAAUAAAGGUUUUUGUUUUAAUGGA
Molecule: messenger RNA, 2515 nt
Organism: Callorhinchus milii (elephant shark)
Lineage: Eukaryota; Metazoa; Chordata; Chondrichthyes; Chimaeriformes; Callorhinchidae
Gene: srsf11
Product: serine and arginine rich splicing factor 11
Exons: 11
Coding region: 346-1548 (400 amino acids)
Biological process (GO): RNA splicing
Cellular component (GO): nucleoplasm
Molecular function (GO): RNA binding
Source: RefSeq, a predicted model, not a curated record